AUGUCCAAGAUUACCUUCGUGAAUCCACCCACGUUGUUCGACCCCACGGGGCACAACUAUUCGCAUGCGAGCGUCACCGAUUCACCAAAACGAAUAAUCCAUACAGCUGGCCAGGUUGCGAUCGAUCAGAACGGUCAAAUUCCAUCAACAUUCGAAGCACAAGCUCGACUCAUCUUUUCCAACAUCAAAAUCAUAUUGGCUGAAGCAGGCGCCUCCGUCAAGGACAUCACUAUGAUCACCGGCUUCGUGGUCGAUUAUUCUUCCAACACCGUUGUAUUUGAAUUGAUCAAAGAGUUUUUGACCAUAUCUGGUAUCGAGGUUCAUAAACCACCUCAGGCAGUCAUUCCUGUUACUGAGCUCGCCAUCCCCGGCUGCAAGCUCGAGAUUCUCGUGGUGGCAGCGGCUCCGGGUGGUCCUCGACUGUGA
Molecule: messenger RNA, 426 nt
Organism: Exophiala mesophila
Lineage: Eukaryota; Fungi; Ascomycota; Eurotiomycetes; Chaetothyriales; Herpotrichiellaceae
Exons: 1
Coding region: 1-426 (141 amino acids)
Cellular component (GO): cytosol
Molecular function (GO): deaminase activity
Source: RefSeq, a predicted model, not a curated record